Messenger RNA from Myxocyprinus asiaticus (Chinese sucker), 2431 nucleotides. RefSeq names its product mitochondrial transcription termination factor 2 (gene mterf2). Bases 169 to 1293 code for a protein of 374 amino acids. NCBI's taxonomy places the organism in Eukaryota, Metazoa, Chordata, Actinopteri, Cypriniformes, Catostomidae. The record is from RefSeq and is a predicted model, not a curated record. The transcript has 2 exons. Gene Ontology annotation, cellular component: mitochondrial matrix. Gene Ontology annotation, biological process: termination of mitochondrial transcription; regulation of DNA-templated transcription. Gene Ontology annotation, molecular function: double-stranded DNA binding.
CGGCUACAAAACCAGAACAAGAGGAGUAAUGAAAGGAUCCUCAUGACAUAUCCCUCUCUGAAGAAAAUUGACCGCUGUCAUUGCAGAGACGUAAGGGCUUAGGCUGUUGUUUAUGCAUGCACACAGUUACUCAACAGCCCCUCCAAUAGACUUGUGGAUUGUGCAAACAUGCUGCGAUUAGUCAGGACAUCACUGUGCCUCUACUGCCAUAGGACUCAAGUUAUGCCACACAUGAGGCCCUACUCCUCGUUCAUUCAGGAAGAGAACACAGUUGCUGUGGACACUCUGUACGACCUGUCAGUAGACAUCAGUAAAGUCCGCAAGCUGAAGGGUUGGGUGUUGCGGCAGAGUCCUGUGUAUGUGAGCGAGACCGCCACACUGUUGAGGGACAUGGGGGCCAAUGGCCAGGUCAUCGCCCGUGUCUUGGAGCUCUACCCAGAGGCCAUCCUCUGUACACCUGAACAAAUGGAGGUGCAGAAAAAACUGUGGAUGUCAGUCUGCGCCAGCCAGAAGGAUCUGGUAGGAAUCAUCGAAAAAUUCCCUGCCUCAUUUUUCACACCAUCCUCUGAUCAUGACAACCAGACAGCCAAUAUUCUGUAUUUCCAAACGCUGCUUCUUAACAAACGCAUCAUUAGUAAGCUCAUGGCCACCGCGCCUCAGAGCUUCAGCCGACCGGUGGAGCAAAAUCAGGAGAUGAUUCAAGCGCUCCAGAAGACCUAUUUGGACUUGGGUGGCAGAGAGGACAACGUGAAGGUCUGGCUUCAGAAGCUGCUUAGUCAGAAUCCGUAUGUGCUUCUAAAGCUCCCAGAGGCCCUGCGGAAUAACUUGAUGUUCCUACGUGAAAGCGGCUUCACCAGCAAUGACCUCUUGCAGCUACUGUCCAAAUUAAGGGGGUUUGUCACCGAACUCAACCCUGAAAGCAUGAAAGUCACCCUCAGCUACUCACAGGAAACCCUGGGAUGCACAGAAGCAGAGCUCAGGCAGAUUGUUCUUCAGUGUCCAGCCUUGUUAUACUAUUCCGUGCCUAUACUAGUUGAUCGGUUCAAAGGCCUCCUCUCUACUGGAGUCACUAUGGAGCAGAUCACCGCGACACCCACAGUGUUGGAACUGACAACCCAUAUAGUUCAGCAUCGCAUUCAGAAACUGCGCUCUUAUGGUUAUGAUAUACGGACUGGCAGCCUGGAAGUCCUCAAUGGCACCAAGAAAGACUUUGAGAUGAGCUAUGGAAAACUGCAUCUUAGGCGAGAGAGGCCGCAUUUUAAUCCAGUAGCACCACUUAGCACAGAGGAUUAAGAUUGCUGCACUUCCAUUAAGUUGCAAGCAUUGUAUUGAAGUGCCAAGGUGCUACACAGAAUAUUAACAGUCGUGUCUGUCAUCACCAAGGGAAACUCAGGUUUUCUGUAUGAAUAGAUUAAUUUAUUCCUUAUUAUUUAUUUUGGUAAUUGAUGUGCUGAAAAGAAUAAAUUGUUGAAUGUUUUGUUGAAUUGUUGAAGGUGAUUUGAUAGAUAUUGCAAAAUUCAUUGCUACACGCUUUGCUCAAAGAAAUGAAGCUAUAUUAUUUUCUCUCCUUCUCGUCAUAUUAGUAUAUACUGUGAAUAGUCUAUCUAUCUAUCGAUGGAUGGAUGAUGAUAGAUAGAUAGAUAGAUACUCUGUACUAUGCAGAGAUGGACAGAAAUAAAAAAUAACAAAUUUAAUAUUAGUGUUGUGGCAUGAGCCAUUGGUUGUAUGAAUCGAAUUAAUUUUUUACAUUAUUUUUAUGACAAUUAAGUGAGCCCUUCCCAGCAAUUCUCAUUACAUUAACGCUUAUAGUGUUUAAUUUUAUUUAUAUUAUUCAAACAGGUCAUUCUCAUUAGAUUCUCAUUACAGUAAUAUACUUUUUUUACUGUAUUGUAGUAAAAAUACUGUAAUACAUUUUUUUUAUUUAAAUCAGCAUAUAGUUAACAAUGACAAAGUCAACAAAAUAAUACCGUGAUGUAUGAAUAUAUUACAAUUGAUCUUUUUUUCCUAUCAUUUAGCUGUCGUUUGAUUUGCGCAGAUGUGUUCUUGACUGGUUUUGUGGGAUUUGCCCUAAUAGUGCUUUGCCAAGUAAUUUGUGCAGCUUUUAAAUUCCUUUUGUUUUCUCAUCAAAGUCUCUAAUAAGAAGCAAUAUAAAAUACCUCUUUGAGGUAUGCAUUAUGUAGAUAAAUAUUCAUAUCAAUGAAUGUUUACCUGUAUGCUGCUGAACUCUAUGCAGCCAAAAUCUCAUUUGCAAGUAUUUCUCAAUAUUUUGGCCUCUGGGCAACAUUUCGAGAUAAUUCUGUGCUUUUUAAUGAUUAGACUAAAGACUUUACUGGUAUCUAUAAUGAGUUACAUUACAGAUUGCCUUGUGGCAUCUGCUGUAUAUGCUUUGGACUUUAUGAUGUCUUUAAUAGUGAAAUAAAUUACAUUUCUU